AUGCCCAUAAAAACCUGCCCCGGCACUUACAUUGUUCAGUCGGGUUUUGGUCGGAGCACUGGAGGCAGCUGCAUGCAGCCAAGACAGGCCUGGGGAAGGCUGAACCAUGGGGUGUCUCUGUCCCCAGCGGCCCUAGCACUGCUGGCGAUAACCCUGCUGCAGGGUGCUCAGGGGACCUGGAAUCAGACAGGGUGUGGUCAGCCCAGAAUCUCUGGCCAAAUUGUUGAGGGAGGGGAUGCUGCAAGGGGCCAGUGGCCAUGGCAGGUCAGCAUCCAGUACAAUAGACACCACUGUUGUGGUGGGUCCCUCAUCUCAGCCCAGUGGGUUGUGUCAGCAGCUCAUUGCUUCCUGUUAUGCCCCACCCCAGAGGUGGCUGCAUCUCAGAAUCAGGUGGACCAUCCCUUUGCGGCGACCUGGGUGGUUUUCUCCCAGCUGCCCUACCCCAGAGGUGGCCGCCUCUUACCGUCAGUCUCGUCCCCUGUGCGCCAGAUCCUUGUCCACCCCAAUUACAACAGGGGGACCCGUGCAGCCAACAUCGCCCUCGUGCAGCUGGCGGAGCCAGUGCGAUACACCGACGAAAUCCUCCCUGUCUGCUUGCCUGGCUCCUCCGACCCCGUGUCUGACAGUCACAUGUGCUGGGUCACUGGUUGGGGGAGAAUAGACUCUGAGGUCUCUCUCCCACCCCCCAAGAUGCUGCAGGAGGUUCAGGUCCAGCUGAUAGACACUGCAGCCUGCAACGUCCUCUACAACAUUGACCCGGCCCCGAACAUCGGCAGGGACCACAUCAAACCCGACAUGAUGUGUGCCGGCUACGCCGAAGGACAGAGGGACUCCUGCCAGGAUGACUCUGGGGGGCUGCUGGCCUGUGACCACAAUGAGACCUGUUUCUUGAUGGGAGUUGUGAGUUGGGGGGAUGGCUGUGGCCAGCCAAAUCAUCCCAGUGUCUAUGUCCGGACAGUGGCCUACAGUGAAUGGAUAUGAGGGCACGUGGUGUCCGGGGGCCAAGCCACAUCCAUGGAGAACAGCAUCUCUGGAGUAAAUGACACCAGAUCCUCCUUCAGCAUCUACAUGCUUCUCUUCACCACUCUCCUGAGGUCACUGUGAUCCCCCCUUCCAUUGGGACGCGCCCCCAUCUCUCCCUCCUCUGUUCACCCAGCACUGAAACCCUCCACUGUCUGGAGGCAGUAUGAGGUGGAGAUGGGAUAGGAUCUGAGACCUAUCAGCAAUGCCUGAGUCUUCAGAGAACCCGACCCUGUUGCAAUGAGAAGGGAGGGCUGCCCUGAGGGUGACUGAGGUCAACACUGCCUAAGUUUGCAGAGAGCCUGAGCUGAUUGCUUGGAGAGGUGUGAACUUCCCAGAAUGUGACCCAAACAUCAACACUUGCUGCAUCUCCAGAGAGCCUGGGUUGGCUUCACAGAGAGGGGUGAACUGGCACAAGUGUAACUGGUGCAGCGAUGCUGCCUGAGUCUGCAGACAGCCUGGACUAAUCACUUGGAGAGAAGGGGCACUGCUCCAAGCACCUCUAGGAGGCAGCGCUGGGGCAUGCAGACCAGGAAUGUUUGGGAUUGGCUCUCUGGGAGACAGGUGGUCUAGGUGGGGCAAGGUUUAUAGGUAGCCCCUUCUACAGCUCCAAAGUGUCUCUGUGUGUGACUGCAUAUAUGGACGCUGCACCCCCGUCAC
Messenger RNA from Gopherus evgoodei (Goodes thornscrub tortoise), 1680 nucleotides. Its product is annotated as serine protease 27-like. Bases 1 to 981 code for a protein of 326 amino acids. The transcript is spliced from 7 exons. The record is from RefSeq and is a predicted model, not a curated record. Gene Ontology annotation, biological process: proteolysis. Gene Ontology annotation, molecular function: serine-type endopeptidase activity. Lineage: Eukaryota; Metazoa; Chordata; Testudines; Testudinidae.